AUGCGUGGCGACUACGUAACUAACAAGGACCUCAGCGCACAACACGCCUCUACCUUGUCACCCUCCCUGCCUUUCCCUGCCCUGUUCAGGCGAGUCGGGCCAGCCGCCCGUCAGUCGCAAGGCGGAGAGCAUACUCAGUGCGGCAACCAGCGCCCCAAUUCCCCGGGCGGUACGUUACUCCACCCGUGUGGCGCGCCUCCCCCGUGUCCGUGUCCGUGCCGCUCCACGGCUCCGGCCGCGGGGGGGUCUCACACUCACAUCACUGCCCGCGUGCUUGGCCCGGGCGUUCACCCCGGGCCCUGUCUCAGACACGGUUUCUAG
This is a messenger RNA of Purpureocillium lilacinum, 321 nucleotides long. Lineage: Eukaryota; Fungi; Ascomycota; Sordariomycetes; Hypocreales; Ophiocordycipitaceae. The record is from RefSeq and is a predicted model, not a curated record.